GGCGGCAGCGGCUGGAGAGGCCCCGCGGGCGCUGUCCCAGAAGGAGCAGGACAUACAGAUGAUGCUCGCCGCCGACGUCCACCUCGGCACCAAGAACUGCGACUUCCAGAUGGAGCGCUACGCCUACAAGCGCCGCUCCGACGGCAUCUACAUCAUCAAUCUGGGCAAGACGUGGGAGAAGCUCCAGCUCGCGGCGAGGGUCAUCGUCGCCAUCGAGAACCCCCAGGACAUCAUCGUCCAGUCCGCCCGCCCCUACGGCCAGCGCGCCGUCCUCAAGUUCGCGCAGCACACCGGCGCCAACGCCAUCGCCGGGAGGCACACCCCUGGUACCUUCACCAACCAGAUGCAGACCUCCUUCAGCGAGCCCCGGCUGCUCAUCCUCACCGACCCAAGGACCGACCACCAGCCCAUCAAGGAGUCUGCUCUGGGGAACAUCCCUACCAUUGCCUUCUGUGACACUGACUCUCCCAUGCGAUACGUCGAUAUCGGUAUCCCAGCAAACAACAAGGGGAGGAACAGCAUUGGCUGCCUCUACUGGCUCUUGGCCAGGAUGGUUCUGCAGAUGAGGGGCACCAUCCUGCCAGGGCACAAGUGGGAUGUCAUGGUUGAUCUGUUCUUCUACAGGGACCCUGAGGAAGCCAAGGAGCAGGAGGAUGAAGCUGCUGGAGCCCCAGAGUAUGCUGCCAUCACUGAUUACGGAACAGCAGCUGGUCAAUGGGGUGGUGACCAGUGGACCUCUGAUGCGCCUGCUCCCCCGCCUGUUACUGGUGGCGAGUGGCCGAUGGCUGAAGCUCCAGUUGCUGGUGGCGAUGGAUGGGAUGCAGCAGGGCCACCUGUUGCUGUGGAAGGUGCCGUCCCUGCUCCUGUUGUGGCUGCUACUGGCUGGGACGCCGCAGUGCAACCCCCUGCUCAAGGCUGGGAGUAGACUAGGAUGUCCCCUUGAGAUGUCUUUGCGGCUUAAAGUUCAUAUUUUGUGAGGCAUGAAUGGAUAUCUAGAAUCUGAUGCGAUCUGCUAUAUCUACCCUAUGGACAAAAAACCCGUGUUUUAGGAUUUUCUAGAUGAACUUGUUAUCUCUGCUAUCGACACUGUGACGAGGGAGAGGGAGACUGAAAGUUGUGUUAUAAGUUUGGCUUUCAA
Triticum urartu is the source of this 1138-nucleotide messenger RNA. RefSeq names its product small ribosomal subunit protein uS2y. Gene Ontology annotation, molecular function: structural constituent of ribosome. Gene Ontology annotation, cellular component: small ribosomal subunit; ribosome. Gene Ontology annotation, biological process: translation. Lineage: Eukaryota; Viridiplantae; Streptophyta; Magnoliopsida; Poales; Poaceae. The record is from RefSeq and is a predicted model, not a curated record.